Messenger RNA from Neltuma alba, 3267 nucleotides. RefSeq names its product probable galacturonosyltransferase-like 7. Lineage: Eukaryota; Viridiplantae; Streptophyta; Magnoliopsida; Fabales; Fabaceae. The transcript has a single exon. The coding region runs from base 468 to 1571 and encodes 367 amino acids. The record is from RefSeq and is a predicted model, not a curated record. Gene Ontology annotation, cellular component: Golgi apparatus. Gene Ontology annotation, molecular function: glycosyltransferase activity.
GCUGGAAAGGAAAAGGUCUCCCUCUCCCCACCUCUCCCUCUGCACUUCGCCUUCAUGACACUGCUUCUUCAUCUGCCAAUCUAUUUUUAUUCCACAGAAAAUACACAGUGAGUGAGGCAGCGGAGGGAAAGAAUUAAAGAAGCAGAGGAGCACUAGAAAAGAGCAACGGUGCCCACGCUAGCACCUCUGCCUUUUCAUGGAUUCCUCUUCUUCUUCGUCGUCUUCCUCUCUAUCUUCUGCUUUAUCUCUCCUCAACAUCGCUUCCUGCCCACGGCAUCCUUACUUUGAUUGAUACUCAUACGCAUACGUAGAGAAAAGAGGCCGAUUCCAAUUUCCUUCCGUUCUCAAUCCUCCUCUCCUUAAGCCUGGCGGACAUUAGAACCCUAGCCUUCCUAUCGUCGAUUCUGGCAGAUCGUUUCGUUUUCCGGUCCAUCGAGAAUAAGAGGAGGGGGUUUUGUGGCGCCAAGAUGUUGUGGCUCAUGCGAUUCUCGGGAUUUUUCUCUGCCGCAAUGGCUUUAGUUGUUCUCUCUCCAUCUCUGCAAUCGUUUCCUCCGGCAGAAGCCAUCAGAUCCUCCCACCUCGACGGAUAUCUCCGUUUGCCGGUCCAGAUGCCUCGCACCGAUAGUGAAAACCGAUUUUCGUUCCGGAAAGCCUCUGCAUUCCGCAAUGCCGAUAAAUGUGGUUCGAAUCAAAGGGGGGUUUCAGGGGAAAUGAGUGUUUGCGAUCCUUCUCUGGUACACGUGGCGAUAACACUCGACAUUGAAUACCUGCGCGGUUCAAUCGCUGCAGUGCACUCCAUUCUGCAGCAUUCCUUGUGCCCAGAAAGCAUCUUCUUUCAUUUCCUUGUGUCUGAAACAAAUCUGGAGUCGAUAGUUCAAUCAACGUUCCCCCAGUUGAAGUUCAAGGUGUAUUACUUCGAUCCGAAGAUUGUAAGAAAUCUGAUCUCGACCUCUGUUAGGCAAGCACUUGAACAACCCUUGAACUAUGCCAGGAAUUACUUGGCGGAUCUUCUGGAGGGUUGCGUGAGCAGAGUGAUUUACCUGGAUUCUGAUCUAGUUGUGGUUGAUGAUAUAUCCAAACUGUGGAGCACGAGCUUGGGUUCUAAAACAAUUGGGGCACCAGAAUACUGCCACGCGAAUUUCACCAAGUAUUUCACGGCGGGAUUCUGGUCAGAUAAGCGGUUCUCCGUCACUUUUGCGCGACGGAAACCGUGCUAUUUCAACACGGGAGUGAUGGUCAUAGAUCUAGUCAAGUGGAGGAAAGCCCGGUACACGAAGCGCAUCGAAAGAUGGAUGGAAAUCCAGAAGAGCUAUCGGAUCUACGAGCUGGGUUCACUGCCGCCGUUCCUACUGGUUUUCGCAGGACACGUGGCACCCAUCGAGCACCGCUGGAACCAGCACGGCCUGGGUGGUGAUAACGUCAGGGGCAGCUGUCGAGAUUUGCACCCAGGUCCAGUUAGCCUGUUGCAUUGGUCCGGCAGCGGCAAACCAUGGCUCAGGCUGGACUCCAAACAGCCCUGCCCUCUCGACGCCCUAUGGGCUCCAUACGAUUUGUACGGUCACACUCUCUGAAACAUCAUGACGGCAGCAAGGGGUGUUGCCGGUAAAUUCCCUCGGACUGUUUUGUGAUACAUCCUCUGUUCACUUAAUUCUCAUUUUGGUAUUUUUUUUCCCCUUUAUUUUUUGUGUUAUCUUAGUUCUUCCCACCAUCGUCUAUUCAUUUUUCAUAUUAGACUAUUAUUUUUUCAGGCGAUUUUUCAUUUGUAUUCUAUUAGAUUAUUCCAGCUCUGAAAAUAAAAAAUAAAAAAAGAAAGAAAAAACAAAGGCGGCACAUUCAACUCUGCUCUGGUUCAUAAAUGAAACUUUUUAAGUUGCGGGUGGCAUUUAGGUUGAACCCUCAAAGUAACUUCUGUAGCAACUAUCUAAAUAUCUAGAGUGCAAGCUAUGGUAUAGAAUUAAAAAAAGGCGCGGACGUUGGGAGAACCAAAUGAUGACAUUUGAACCUGUUAAUUGUAAUUGCAGCAGUUUUAAUUAAUGAUUAUGUUCCUGGGUUGGGGCUUUCUUGUUUGAUUCUCAGGAAUUCCCCCCCCAUUAUAGGCUCUAAGUGCUGUCUGGACUCUGGCGUCUGCUGUACCCAUGAAGGGUCCUGUGGUAUUACCUUGAUGUACUGUUGGUUAAGGGUGGCUAUGAUAACAAGUUACGUCAUCGUUUUGUGUGUGAAGAGUUCGUCCUGCGGGAACUUGCGGGGGUUGGCAUAAUAUGUCGACAUAGAAAGGCCAGGGGAAAUGGAAGACAAAUAUGAACGCGUUGCUGUAACUAGGAUCAGCGGAGAGAAAACUACGUUUGGGAAAUGGCAACUUGCCGGCAACUGUAACUAUCCCAUGAGGGGGGCUAGUAAGCUGAGUUUUAUUAUUCGGUGGGGGAACACUGCGGAGUUGGCAGCGACAGGACAUUGGUGGCCCGAUUUCCUCUCGCGCCUCCCUUUAUUUUUGCUUCCCACCGUUGGCAAUUUUAUCCUCGUUUGCUGAUACAAUCUAUGCCGCUUCAUUUUUUGGCCCGUAACAAAAUUGGAUCUUCCGAUAAUGUCAAUUGCAAAACCAAAUAUUUAAGGGCUAUGAAGCUCCGGAACUGAGCGGAAUCAAUUUGUCGGUUGAGGCUUCCUGUUUUCUUACAGGUGUCUCAGUGGGGUUUAUUAAAAUAUCUCGAGGCCUAACAUGUGGCUUUAACACUUGAAGCUUACGUAUAAAAUAGUCGGUAAGGAUGAGUCUCUGAUUGUGUUUUUAUCAAUUAUAUGAUAUAGAGACCAACGCACGCAAUGAACACAGCUCUCUCGAAGUAACGAAUACGUGAGCAAAAUUGUUGUCUUUGAAAUCUUGGGUAGGAGGCAAAUAAUAUAUUAGACUGAAAAAGGAUUAGGACUAGGCAACCGAUACUUUGGCAGGCUUACUCAUCUUUGGUGGGCAAAUAGAGAGGGAUCAAUUUCUUGACGUGGACAGAUUUGGAGCUACUACCAUUGUGUUAAUCAAUAAGCAUAAGGUAAAGUAACUGUUUUAGAGGGGAUGAUUUGAUAUGUUUGGACGAUUUUAGAACGGGGAAGGGCAAGGCGGCCAUGGGAUGAGGCGCAAUAGGAAGCGAAGUUACAAGAGAGGCCAAUGGUCGUAGAUCAACCCUAAUAGCGCGUUCCCUUGAUUAGCUGAUUUGUCACCUCAAUGAUAUGAUUCUCUAAUUGACUAAUGGAUUUCAAUGUGUAAUCAUAUUUUAUUCUAAA